Bactrocera tryoni is the source of this 1906-nucleotide messenger RNA. RefSeq names its product uridine phosphorylase 1-like. Lineage: Eukaryota; Metazoa; Arthropoda; Insecta; Diptera; Tephritidae. Gene Ontology annotation, biological process: uridine catabolic process; nucleotide catabolic process. The transcript has 8 exons. Gene Ontology annotation, molecular function: uridine phosphorylase activity. The record is from RefSeq and is a predicted model, not a curated record. Gene Ontology annotation, cellular component: cytosol; cytoplasm. The coding region runs from base 370 to 1404 and encodes 344 amino acids.
AUCAGUUAGCUUUGUACAUUUCGGGGUGUUGGUUGUAAUUGUGUGUUCGCAUCGCCGCAUUGGAGUAAUAUUUUAGGUGCACGAUAUUGGCCAGUUGCAGUGACAGAUUAUUGCUAACACCAAUUGACAGCGUGCAUGCCACGAGAAUUAUACAACGUGACCGUCAUAAAUCAAAGCUGUUCAUACACAUCUACUGUAGAUAAAAUUUGAAUUUUCUAAGAAAUUUACUAAAUUUCGGCAUAAAAGUAAAAGUGUAAAGGUUGCUGGACGCCAACUUGGUAGCUAACGGGAAAACAGCUUUUAACCAUAACUGCCAUAAAUUCAAAAUUCAAAAUAUUUAAGUUCGAGGAUUUGCCGAUAAGACCCAAGAUGUCUCUUUUCGGCGGCAACAGUCACUCCAUUUCCGAGGAAGAGAUCGAUGAAUAUUCCGAUGGCACCGUAAAGCUGCGUAAUUCGAACAUCGAACUGAUGGAUCAAGAUAUUCUCUACCAUCUUGCUCUGGGCAGUGAAAGUCAUGAUUUGCACGAAAUGUUCGGUGAUGUUAAAUUUGUUUGCAUGGGCGGAACACCAAAGCGUAUGGAAAACUUUGCACAUUUCAUUAUGGGCGAAAUUGGUUAUAAAUUACCCGCCGGUACAAAAUUGGAAGACAUCAGCGCCUAUUCAUAUCGCUACUCAAUGUACAAAGUAGGUCCAGUGCUUUGUGUUAGUCACGGCAUGGGAACACCCUCUGUCAGCAUAUUGUUGCACGAAUUGAUCAAACUCAUGUAUCACGCCAAGUGUCAAGACCCCAUAUUUAUACGUAUUGGCACUUGUGGUGGUGUUGGAGUUGAGGGGGGUACUGUUAUCAUCACCGAAGAAGCGCUCGAUAGCCACAUGCGGAAUGCGCACGAAUUUACAAUUUUGGGCAAAACUGUUUUGCGACCUGCCAAAUUGGAUAAGAAACUGGCACGUGAGCUGAAAGCGCUUGCCAGUGAGGAUGAUCCUUAUGACACGAUUAUCGGCAAAACUCUCUGUACAAAUGACUUCUAUGAAGGUCAAGGUCGUUUGGAUGGCGCAUUCUGUGAAUUCACCGAAACCGAUAAAAUGGAGUAUUUGGAGAUGUUGAGCAGCAAAGGUGUGGUCAACAUCGAAAUGGAGAGUACCAUUUUCGCUGCACUUACAUAUCAUGCUGGCAUUAAAGCGGCAGUCGUAUGCGUUGCGCUAUUAAAUCGUCUAAAUGGUGAUCAGGUAAAUGCACCCAAAGAGGUAAUGCACGAAUGGCAGAAUCGGCCGCAAACGCUCAUUUCCCGUUACAUAUGCAAAACGUUAGCGCAGAAAGGGCAACUGAAGUCACUCUCCCGAGGCUCAAUAAAGUCGCCACGACGCUUCAAGCUGGUGCAACAAGAGUCACAGGCGCAUGAAUAAGCGCCACAAGUGUUUUAUAACUAAAUAUAUAUAAACGAAUAUAAAUACGUACAUACCUACAUACAUACUACAUAUAUUGACGAAGAUCAUUUGUUGCCAGUUAACUUGCCAGUCACAAUGGGUGGUAGAGCGCAACAUACGCAUUAGAUACUAUAUACCACGCAUACCCACAUAUAAACAUACAAUUAAUUGCAUAUAGAUGUAUUUAUAAAUAUGUUAACAAGUAAAUUUAAUAAUAACAAAAACAAAAUGUUAAAAGACACUCCAUACGAAACAUUCCAAAUACAAAAAAAAAAAAAUGAAGCGUUAAAAGACCAAAAACUAAUUGUUAGCCAGUGUUGCACAUGCAAUUUUUUUUAAGAAUAUAAUAUACAAUGAAGCACAGCAAUUUAUUAUAGAAAAAUCAAUUUGCUGAAACGUUUAAAAUAUCGGUAUUUAUAUACACAUAUGUGUAGCGGUUUGUUUAAUACACGCUUUAUUGUGGAAGGAAAAUUUAAUUUUA